AUGGCGAGCGCAUUCGCUAAUUUCCAACAGAAAAUGAAUUCUCUCCGCAUCGAGGCGGACGAGAACGCUGCCAAAGCCGAAGAAAUGAAGGCCAAAGUCAAGCAGCUCGAACAAGACAACCUACAGAAAGAACAAGAAAUCACCUCCCUCAACCACCGCAACCAGCUCCUCGAGGCCGAAGUUGAGAAACUCGAGACCGGCCUCAAAGAGGCAAAGGCUCUCGCUGGUGAGUCUGCGGGCCACAGCACACAGAAUGAAGCCCUUCAGCGGAAGCUUCAGGUGCUCGAGGAGGAAGCCGAGCAAGCUGACAAGACUUUGAGAGAAACCAAUGAGAAACUUCGACAGACCGAUGUCAAAGCCGGCCACUUCGAGCGCAAGGUCCAAGCAUUGGAGCAGGCUCGUGAUGAAUGGGAGAACAAAUACGAAGAUAUGGCCAAGAAGUACGCCGAUCUCCAGAAAGAGCUGCAAGAGCUGGAGCAGAGCAUGGGCAACAUCUAA
Molecule: messenger RNA, 498 nt
Organism: Cladophialophora yegresii CBS 114405
Lineage: Eukaryota; Fungi; Ascomycota; Eurotiomycetes; Chaetothyriales; Herpotrichiellaceae
Exons: 2
Coding region: 1-498 (165 amino acids)
Biological process (GO): mitotic cytokinesis; actin filament organization
Cellular component (GO): actomyosin contractile ring; actin filament
Molecular function (GO): actin filament binding
Source: RefSeq, a predicted model, not a curated record